This is a messenger RNA of Capsella rubella, 1176 nucleotides long. RefSeq lists its product as uncharacterized. Lineage: Eukaryota; Viridiplantae; Streptophyta; Magnoliopsida; Brassicales; Brassicaceae. The coding region runs from base 117 to 995 and encodes 292 amino acids. Gene Ontology annotation, biological process: N-terminal protein amino acid acetylation. Gene Ontology annotation, molecular function: N-acetyltransferase activity. Gene Ontology annotation, cellular component: chloroplast. The record is from RefSeq and is a predicted model, not a curated record. The transcript is spliced from 3 exons.
GGCGAUUUUGAUCGGUCGAACCGGCCGGUUUGUUGUUAAAAUCAUUGCCCGAUUCGGUUGGGUAAAGAAAUAAAAUUUGAGCAGAAACUGAAAAAUUGCGGCGAACGGAGGAGAUAAUGCAGAGCACACCGUUGGGGACGACGGCGGUUUCACCGGUUUCAGUCAAACUCAACUCUUAUGGCCGCCGCCUCGUUCCCUCUUCAGGAGUCUCUAAUUUCUCUCUACAUCGUAGGGAGAGACGUCACUCAUCGUCUCUCUCGCCUAUGGUUUCUAUUUCUCAUGCCCUUUCCAAAACCAGAUCAGGAGCAUGUAAUGCAAGUCAGAUAGUUGAUAUUUUUCCAGCAGUUUCACCUGAAAUCGUUGUUCGUGAAGCAAGAUUGGAAGACUGUUGGGAAGUGGCAGAGACUCACUGCAGCUCUUUCUUCCCGGGAUAUUCCUUCCCACUUGAUGUUGUUCUGAGAGUAGAUAGGUUAAUGGCUAUGGUAAUGGGAUUUUCUGUUCCACCAGGGUGCCGUAGGACUUGUUUAGUCGCUGUGAUAGGUAGUUCGGCAGAUGAGACAAUCUGCUUUGGAAGUGAAGAUUUCAAAAUUGGAGCCUUUGAUGCAAAAAUCAGCUUAAACAAAGGUUAUGUUGCUGGAAUCUUGACUGUGGAUACCGUGGCAGAUUACCUUCCAAGGAAAGGACCUCUCCGCCAGAGAAGGACGGGGAUUGCUUACAUAUCAAAUGUAGCGGUUCGAGAGAAUUUCCGGCGCAAAGGAAUAGCCAAGAGACUUGUAUGGAAAGCAGAGGCUUUAGCCAAGAACUGGGGAUGUAGAGCUAUCGGCCUUCACUGUGAUCUCAACAACUUAGGAGCCACCAAGCUUUACAAAGAUCAAGGUUUUAGAUGCAUCAAGAUCCCUGAAGGAGCAGUUUGGCCACAACCACAGACAUCUCCGGACACCAGGUUUAACUUCAUGAUGAAGCUCGUGAACAAUAACAAUACACAAGCUCCUUGAACAGUCACGGUAAAUCCUACGUAAAAGGAAAUUUGAAUACCGUUUGUUGAUGAAAUAGCUCUGAUUAUGUAAAUAUAUGUUAUUGGAGCUUGUGGCCUGUGUUUGUUUUGUCUUGCGGUCUUGUAUAAAAAAUGUUACUGUCGAUAUAUAAUAUUUCCAACCAAAUUCGCUUUUAAACUAA